Messenger RNA from Pristis pectinata (smalltooth sawfish), 1050 nucleotides. RefSeq lists its product as uncharacterized. Lineage: Eukaryota; Metazoa; Chordata; Chondrichthyes; Rhinopristiformes; Pristidae. The coding region runs from base 1 to 1050 and encodes 349 amino acids. The transcript is spliced from 6 exons. The record is from RefSeq and is a predicted model, not a curated record.
AUGUCCUCUUUGUCUUUGUCCUGGAAUAACCUGAGCUGGGAUCAGUGGGUGGAUUUCCCAGCUUGGGUGAGCAGAAAUGCUCAUUGCUUCACUUGGCUCGAUGAGGAUUCCAAGUGGACAGUGCAGAGGUUCCAGGCCAGUCUCCUGUUGAGUGAAGGAGGGUGCCACAGGCUCUGCUAUCAAUUUUCCCAGUUAUGGCUUCCUAUGCUCUGCACUCUUGUUUCAGGUGCCCUGUGGGCUGAGAGAGAUGUAAGUGGAGUUAUGGGAAGAACGAUCACAAUUGAUUGUCACUAUGAAGGAAACUACCGCUUAUACACGAAAUAUUGGUGCCGUGGGUGGAAUCGCCACUGUUCCGUUUUAGUAGAAACAAACGGGCAGCACGGACGGAGGGGAAGAGCGUCAAUCACAGAUAACCCGGCACGGGGAAUAUUUACUGUUACUGUGGAGGAUCUUCACUCUGGAGAUACAGGAUGGUACAGCUGUGGAAUUACAACACCUGGCAAUGAUCCAACGUUUCCCGUACAUCUACAGGUCUCUGACGAACCCGUGUCUGUUCCUGUGCUUGGAUUUCAGUCACCGGCAAAUGCCUCAUGUGCUGGGGGCUCAGUGUCUGUGUCCUGUGAGUCUGUCCAGGGAUCCCUUUCCAUUCAGUACGCCUGGUAUGAAAAGACCCAGUCUGUAGAUUCUAAGAUCUCAGACACCAGUAAACUGGAUCUACAUUGUCAAUCCUUCAAACACCAACACCAUCAAUGUAACUGCACAGCGUCAAAUGUUAAUGGAACAAAAUCCAGUGAAGUGGUUAAUGCGACAGUCUUCAGUGGAACAGGGACCUGCAGUUAUGUGACAGAAAUCAACAGCAAUCGAGCUGGAUAUUUUUGUGAAACUUCUGCAACAGAAUCAAUGACGACUGCGCAUUCCUCAAAUACGGAAAUAAGAUCCAAUGAUACUUUACAUGAUAUGGAGUGUGCUGCGUUGGGUGCUCUUCGCUCUGCUGGGGAUCUGGAGUAUCUCAGUCACGUGGUUCACAAGAGACAUCAAGAGAAGCGAUGA